UUGUCUGUACCACCAGCAGCCAGAGUACCCAAUGCACGAGGAUGCCACGCGUUUCGCGAGUGCUGGGAUCAUUCAUUUCAACGGCGUCUUCCGGGGUGAUUCAAACGAUGGAUCUGCACAUAUUGGACCACAGAUUAAGGGUGACAUGUGUCAGCAAACCUGGACUGGAGCUUUACACCCACCCCCUGAUCAAACUGAUAUUUUUAAGAAACAGGACAAGAUGCAAAUUUUUCAGUCUGACGGAAACUCCGGAAAAUUACACAGUUGUCCUCGAUGAAGAGGGAUUUAAAGAGUUACAGCCGUCGGAGCACUUACAGGUGGAGGGUUCCACUUGGCUCCCUCUCAAUGUUGUCUCCAAUGGCAAUGCUUCCAGUAGCUCACAGGCUGUGGGCGUCACCAAGAUCGCCAAAUCUGUUAUUGCUCCAUUGGCCGAGCAGCACGUGUCUGUCUUCAUGCUCUCCACGUAUCAGACAGACUUUAUUCUGGUGCGAGAGAAAGACUUGUCAGUGGUGGUGGAGACUCUAGAGGUGGAGUUUAAUAUUUUCAGAGAGGAGGGGGGUGAGCCUGUGCCCGUUCACAGGCAGGACGACUGGAACGGCCUCCAGCGGAAUGGCAGAGAGGUACUACAUGCAACGGUUCAUCCGGUCUUGAUCCCAGAAAAUCAGUUCUGUGUAAUGAGUCUAGAUCCGGACACUCUGCCAGCGAUUGCCACCACCCUCAUAGACGUUCUGUUCUACUCGAACAGUCCAAAAGAGGGCGCCAGUGUGGAUCAGAAAAUUGAAGGCAUCAAGUUCUUCUCCUUCUCUCUGAUUGAUGGAUACAUUUCAUUGGUGAUGGACACGGAAGCACAGAAACAAUUUCCUGCUGAUCUUCUUUUCACCAGCAGUUCUGGUGAGCUCUGGAGGAUGGUGAGGAUAGGAGGACAGCCUCUUGGAUUCGAUGAAUGUGGAAUAGUGGCUCAAAUCUCUCAGCCCCUUGCAGACAGUGAUAUAUCAGCUUAUUACAUCAGUACCUUUAGUUUUGACCAUGCUCUGGUGCCAGAAGAAGACAUUGUGAGCGUGACUGAGAUGCUUCAAGCUCAGAGGAAGGAUGUGUCCCACUGAAGCCCUCGUUAAAUGCAUUUUUAGUUUGAGGAGGGUUGAAAAAUGCCCCUGCAGUGGAUGGUAGAUCUUUUCUGUGCCACAAACACAGUAUUACCCUCUUAUCGUCUAGCCAUAACCACAGAGGUGCUACAGUGACAGCAUUUAAGAGCCUGGGCUCAUUUUUAAGUAAAUGGCUAAAAUAAAAAUAAAAACUCUGGCAUUGUGCUUUUGCGGAAACUGCGCUGAUCAUAUUUUGAGAAUUUAAGUAUUUGUACAUGCUGAUUUAAAUGACAGUGGCAUAGCAUAUAUCUUUGCAGAAGCCAGACAGUUUGAAGCACUUUUUUUUGUUGUUGAGUGAAUUAGAGGUUAUGACGCAGUCAUUAGAUUUGCAGCCUUUAUUACUUCAAUGCAUUGGUAAUAAGCAAAUAUUGUUGAGAUUUCUUCCAGAAAUAUAACUGUGUAAAAUCCA
Molecule: messenger RNA, 1551 nt
Organism: Myxocyprinus asiaticus (Chinese sucker)
Lineage: Eukaryota; Metazoa; Chordata; Actinopteri; Cypriniformes; Catostomidae
Product: cytosolic arginine sensor for mTORC1 subunit 1-like
Exons: 10
Coding region: 42-1103 (353 amino acids)
Biological process (GO): cellular response to L-arginine; negative regulation of TORC1 signaling
Cellular component (GO): cytosol
Molecular function (GO): arginine binding
Source: RefSeq, a predicted model, not a curated record